This is a messenger RNA of Pestalotiopsis fici W106-1, 2232 nucleotides long. RefSeq lists its product as uncharacterized. The record is from RefSeq and is a predicted model, not a curated record. NCBI's taxonomy places the organism in Eukaryota, Fungi, Ascomycota, Sordariomycetes, Amphisphaeriales, Sporocadaceae. The transcript has a single exon. The coding region runs from base 1 to 2232 and encodes 743 amino acids.
AUGUCUCAUUCGUCGCCUACUGCAGUAGUUGGCUGCCUCCUCGACGUGUCUGCUUCUAUGCGCCAGGCGCUUGAGACGGGGAGCUGUUCCAAUGAUUUGGCAAUUGAGCGCCUCCGCGCAGGACUUCGAGCAAUCUUGAAGCUUGUAGAGGCAGAGCAGCGACAAGAUCCGAAUGCCCUCGUCUUCGUGGGCGUUUUUGGUUUGGACACUCAAGCAGGUUGUCCGCCAGUGGCCGAUCUUUGUGGACCUGUUGAUGCGCUCUUACGAAACACUGGCGAUUGCAAGUCCGGUCAUGACCUUCUCAUUGCUCGGGCCAAUAAGGAGCGGCGCUCGUACAUUGCGAAGUAUAUUCGAGAGAAGCUUACGGAUGACGAGGCGCGCAUCGUUGACAUGCACCUGGAGCGACAUCCAGAUGGGGUCAGCGAUUUCGUUAAUGCAAUUCCGCCUGAAGAGACGGUGAACAAUAAGAGGACACGGAGUCGGUGGAUUGGGGCUGCCGUGGGCAUGACUGCUGGCUGUGCGUUUACAGCGGCGUUCCCUCCAGCAGCUCUUUCCACUGGUGCUAUCUCUGGUGCUAUCUCUGGUGCUAUCUCCAGUGCUAUCUCCAGUGGGGCUGGGGUUGGCGGAGGUGUUCUAGGAAACAAAGUUGCAGACCAAGUUGCAGACAAAGCCAUAGACAACGCGGCCGAGAAAUCGGAAGCAAUGCAACUUGCACGCCGUAUAUGUGCGGAGUGGCUGCAAGACUUCACUCAGUUCGAAGCGCGACCAGUCGGUGAUGUCGUUCGCCUGCUCAAGCAAGUGCAGAGGCGUUCAGAGGUCGACGAAGGUCGCGAAAAAGAGACAACGGGCCAUUCUACCUUGCUCGACACACUUCGACGGUACAUGUAUGGUUUAACACCGAUGCAAGAGGCCUUGAGGCAGUCAUUAGUGGCAUUUCACCAGCAUGUUGGGACCGAGAAACGCGUUCUCGUUCUUGUGUCGGAUGGCAUUUCCACUGACGGCGACCCAUUGCCGCUUGCGCGCAAUUUACAGCAUGCCAAAGUGAGCAUAGCAACGAUUUGCCUCACUCCUGACCAGAUAGUGAGCCGCCGACGCUUGUAUUACCAACCAGCAGAAGAGUGGGACUCGGGGCAACACAUACUUUUCGACAUGGCAACUCGGGUGGCCGGCGUGACGCAUCCGAUCCCAGUACUCACCUCUGUAGGUUGGGAAGUUCCCUCAGCUGGUGAGGUCGCAUUGUACGCUACAGUGUCCAGCUCCGCGGCGCUCGAUGAAUUCUGCUCAUUGCUCCUGUCGGCACGUUUUGGUUCCGCAGAUGCAAUCCUAGACGUCAUAGGUCGCAUCACCCACGACUCCUAUAUCAGCGAUGAACAUGUCCUUAGGUGCAAAAACCCCUCUGAUCAGGGUGAUGCGUUUACCUGUUACGCACACGCCACCGCUGCUGUAGUCCACAUGGCCCUCCUCCGAAUCGUUGGUCGUGAGGAUGACUACCCCAGCAUCGAAGAGAUUCGCAAACGUAUUGAAGAUGAAUUCCCAUCACAGCCGGGUGGGCAAAAUACUGAGCAAGUUUUGACAGCUGCUACUAAUUGGUAUCGACCACUUCGAUUUCGUCUGGUGGACGAGGACGGUGCCCGUCAGGCAGUGCUCCGCCGGCGUCCAGUACUAACCACGUUCCAUCUCUCAGAAUCGGGAUGGGAUGUGUUUACCAAGCACUUUGAAGAGCGACUUGACCCCCUUGAAGAGCAAUUACCCACCCUCAGAUGUGAUCAGAUGACUGCGUACCGCUCACAAGGCAAUGGGGGAGGGCACGCUGUUGUUUUAACCAGUUGCCGUCCUGACUCACUUACCUUUCUCAACUCAUGGGGCGACGAAUGGGGGAAUCAUGGCAGCUUCGCCGUUGAGGACCACACUGUAUUGGAGCUAGAUGGCCCGUCCGGAAGAUACCCCGUGAGGUUCUACGAUGUGUACUGGUUGGAGAGUGAUUUGUCCCCGACAGAGCAUCAAGCGUACAAUUGGAAAGUGGAAAAUGAAUUGCGCUGUUACGCUUCUCAAUAUCCGAGUAUUCUUCAGAUCCAGGCGCGCUGUCCUCAUUGCCACACGAAUGCGGCCCUUGCUGACUUUACAGGGCACAUCGGCCAGGUGCAGUGCGGGCACUGCGCCCGGUCCUUUAAGCUUGAGUCAGGGCAUCUUAUGAAGGCACUAUACGCUCCCGAAGACAUUGGCGCUGCGUGA